GUUUUUGGAGCUUCGAGGACUGGCAUGGAGUAUCCAGAGCGAGUAGGCCAGCCCUGUAUGUCAGGUACUCGAUCUGGUUCUGCCUAUAUAUGCUCUGGGAGAACAUUAUACAUGAUUGCUUUUGACAUUGUCAUUCAUAUUGGUCAUACAAAAUUUGAUACUCAGCAGUCAUUUUAUUAUAUGAGGACAGGAUCUUGCAAAUUCGGUGCUUCAUGUAAGUACCACCAUCCUAGGCAGGGAGGAGGCGUUGCUCUUGAUGAGAAAGAGUGUUCGUAUUAUGUGAAAACAGGACAAUGCAAGUUUGGUGCAACUUGUAAAUUCCAUCAUCCACAGCCUGCUGGUGUUCAAGUUCCUGCACCUCUAUCAGUUCCCCAAGUCUCUUCUCUACCUGUCCGCGUACCUUCAAUCGUUCUAUCCAACUGUGCAGCCCUCCAUCUGGUCCUUCAUCACAAACAAUAUGGUGUAAUGGUUGCAAGACCACCUCUACUACCAGGGUUGGAAUCCUUAUCAGGCUCCUACAAGCCCUGCAUUCCAUCUAGUACUCCAUCAAAUGUUGGUUCAACACACCUUUAUGGGAAUACUCAGCUACCUUCAUCAGCACCUGCCUAUACUUCACCUUAUCAACCUGCAGGUUCCGCAUUUGGUCCCUCAACACUAGUCAGAGAGAACAACAUUCAUUACCAGAAAGACCAGGUCAGGUCAGCCAGAAUGUCAGCAUUACAUGAGAAACGGGAGAGUGUAGAUUUGGUCCUUCCUGUAGGAGUUCUAAAAAUUGUAGGGGAUCUGAUGAUUGAUGGUUUUCUAUUUCCAAAACUGUCAGAGUCUAAGCUGAUUUUGUCUCAAAUUGCACAGGGUGCACCGCCUUGCACUCACUAUGUGCAGCGAGGAGUAUGCAAGUUUGGUCCUGCAUGCAGGUUUGAUCAUUCUAUGGGAACAUUGACUUACAGUCCAUCUGCUUCUUCUCUUGUUAAUAUGCCAGUUGUAUCCAUUCCUGUGGGUUCUUCCAUCAGUACUCGUCCUCCAUCGUCCUCAUCAUCAGAGUUGCAGCCUGAACGUAACCCUGGUUCUAGCCGGGAGCCUGGAUCAUUCAGAAUUUCUUCUUCAAUGAGCACAGCCACUGGAUCAGUUGGCUUGGCUUUGUCAACUAGUGGAAACGUUUCUGAAUCAAGUGCUCAAACAUCCGCCCAAAGUUCUGUUCCGGUAGCAACUACGACUAUCACAACAACCAGCACUGUCUCUCAUGCCCCAAGCUAA
This is a messenger RNA of Prosopis cineraria, 1254 nucleotides long. RefSeq names its product zinc finger CCCH domain-containing protein 34-like. NCBI's taxonomy places the organism in Eukaryota, Viridiplantae, Streptophyta, Magnoliopsida, Fabales, Fabaceae. The record is from RefSeq and is a predicted model, not a curated record. Gene Ontology annotation, molecular function: mRNA binding; metal ion binding. The transcript has 8 exons. The annotation marks the transcript as partial.